UCUCACUAUUCGUACGACUUGUUUUCUUGCUUGCGCUGAGCUAUAUCUUUCACAUCAAAUUUGUCAAAAUUAGGGUUUGCAGUUUUUGAUUCGCUCUCAAAGUCUGAAACAUCAUGGGUGGUGGUAAUGCCCAGAAAUCUAAGAUGGCUCGCGAGAGAAACGCGGAGAAGAACAAGGGUGCUAAAGGUAGCCAACUUGAUACAAAUAAGAAAGCUAUGAGUAUCCAGUGCAAGGUAUGUAUGCAGACGUUCAUGUGCACUACAACAGAGGUGAAAUGUCGUGAACACGCUGAAGCAAAGCAUCCAAAGCAGGACGUCUAUGCAUGUUUUCCUCACCUCAAGAACUGACCCUUUAUUUUCUAAUGGUUAAUCAAGAUUGUUUAAGUUGACUGAAUGCGGUUCAUCCUUUAUCAUGCUAAACCUGUGUAUUUUGUAUCAAAUUGCAGCAUAAAUCCUGAGUUACAUUUUCAUAUGGCUUGGAGGGGAUGUGCUUAAUGUGAACUUUGUGCUUAAAAUAUGUCGAUGGAAUCAGAAUUUGUGUGAAAUAUAUUUUUGAUUUAUUCUUUU
Molecule: messenger RNA, 566 nt
Organism: Amaranthus tricolor (Joseph's coat)
Lineage: Eukaryota; Viridiplantae; Streptophyta; Magnoliopsida; Caryophyllales; Amaranthaceae
Exons: 3
Coding region: 114-347 (77 amino acids)
Source: RefSeq, a predicted model, not a curated record